Somion occarium is the source of this 1565-nucleotide messenger RNA. The record is from the annotation of a GenBank genome assembly. Lineage: Eukaryota; Fungi; Basidiomycota; Agaricomycetes; Polyporales; Cerrenaceae.
UGGGUACGGUAAGAGUCAGCGAACCGCAUUCAAAACAAUACAUAAAUCCACGGCACACCGUCUGAUUCCUCUCCUCUCAACUUGCAAAAGAUCAUGUCGAAUAGGUUCCAUCUCAGUAUCACGCCUCUCAAACUUGCUGAUAUUCCCUCGGAGCAUUCCAUCUUGAGAGCUGGACGUGCUGCACUUACAUCUCCUAUACCCUGGAGACAAGGGAAGACCUAUUACCACACGGUGAGGACUUACUCACGCCCCAAAAGCCCUUGGGAUGGCGCAGCAUGGCAUUGUAGAGUCAGCGAACAUGGCUCAGACGAGGCUACAUUCGACGAAUUUUGGAGCAAGCUCGGUAUAAACAAAGCUGCGAACGAGAAGAACUUCACGUCGGAGAUCAAGAAGGUAACCCUCAUCAAGCAACUCUCGCCGUCGCAGUGCAUCUGCACCAUUUACUACACAUUCACGCCUCCAAUCUCACCGAGAGUCUUCACCGUCCUUCAGACCACCUAUCUAGAUGAGACCUAUCCUCGAAUGGGUUUCAUAGUCUCCAUCCCAAUAGACCUCUCGGACCAUCCAGAGCUUUCUAGAUUCGAAGAGAAGGGCGUUAGGGGACGCUACACCAGCGUAGAGCGCAUCAUGGAACUCGGCAACGGGAAGGUUGAAUGGCGCAUGGCUACUUCGAGCACCCCUGGAGGCAAUAUCCCCCAAAUCCUGAUAGACAGCACCAUAGCCGGGAAGAUAUCUGAGGAUGUCCCAUACUUUUUGAAGUGGCUGCGAUCCAUUCGUGCACGUCGUAGAUCCAUGCAUCGUAUAGAAUCAGUACACCGCGAAGUGCACACCGCCUUUGAAGGAACUAAUGCGAGUGCCACAGAAUGGCAAAGAGGGGAGACAGCGACGUCUACGACCUAUCUUCAUUUCCAAUGAAUAAAAUACUUGUACUUGAAGCCGGUUCCAGGACACAAUGGAGAUGGUAUGCGUGAUCAAGAUUCGGAUAGUAGGAUCAGAUAUCCGUCUAUUGUUACAGAUGAUCUAUAGAUUGGUCAGUUUACUUACGAAAAGUGGUAUAGUCUAUGAAGAACUUACAUUACAGAUGUGGCACUUCUUUCUAAGCAAGUUCAAGGUAUCUCUCCACUGGGUCAAGUAUCAGACCGGAGAACCGAAAGCGAACAGGCUACUCACCUUCCCAAUUGGUCACCGCUUCAUUCCAGAGCUUGAUCUCAUGUUGUCUAGUUCCGCCAAAGUGCUCAACGAGUUCAUCACCAAGUACCUCAGGGUCUCUAGCAAUGCUGUCUGGACGCAUCAUCCGCUCUGUGGCAGUCUCCAGAGAGGCCGGUAGCAUUUGAACCUACGAGAUUUGUGAGGAAAUUGACUCACGCAUGUUUGAGGAAAGUAUCUAGAGAACUAACCUUUCCUGUCUCCUUAUCUUCUUGCGUCAUCUGACUGAUAGGUGGGCAGGGUAAGGAAAGCUUCUGCUUGAUGCCGCGUAUGCCUAGUGCAAAAAUGGCGCUCAUCGCAAAGUAGGGGUUCAUAUCUGCUCCCGGGACGCGAACUUCCAAACGAGUGGCUUCAGGUGG